CUACCGCUGCCAGUGUUACAGCUGGGUGAAUUUGGUCCCUAAUGGAUGGGUGCUGAAAGUGGUUGCCGUGGUGACCAUAGAAUGGAUUCCUGUCUUCUGCAGUAGCGUCAGUACACAGAAUAUUACAAGAUGAUCCGAAUAGCAGCUUUAAAUGCCACUUCUGCUGUGGAAGAAGAACACGAAGAAACUUUCAAAAGUCACAAAACACAGACAAAGGAAGCUCAGGAAGCUGAGGCAUUUGCACUUUAUCACAAAGCCUUGGACCUGCAGAAGCUUGACCGUUAUGAUGAAUCUUCACAGGCCUAUCACCAGCUGCUUGACACCCGUCUUUUACAGGAAGCUGUCCCGGUGACCGAUGAAAAGGAAGGUCUGAAACAUCCUGGUUUGAUGCUUAAGUAUUCAACAUAUAAGAAUCUGGCACAACUUGCAACGAAAAGGGAAGAUUUGGAAACUGCAAUGGAAUAUAACCUAGAGGCUGUUAUGCUGGACUCUACUGACGUUAACUUAUGGUACAAGAUUGGUCAACUAGCACUUCGCCUUGUACGCAUUCCACUGGCCCGACAUGCAUUUGAAGAAGGACUCCAGUGUAAUCCUGAUCACUGGCCAUGUCUGGAUAACCUGGUCUUGGUCCUGUAUACAAUCAGUGAUUAUAGUAAUUGUCUGUACUUCAUCUGUAAGGCUCUGGAGAGAGACUGUCGCUACAGCCAAGGCCUGGUACUUAAGGAGAAGAUUUUUGAGGAGCAGCCAGGUCUUAGGAAAGAUUCUUUCCGUAUGUUUAUGAAAUGUGACAUUUCUAUUCAUGACGUGAAUGUCAGUGAGGAAGAGUCAAACAAAAUUGUUGAGGAAGCAUUAGAAUUGCGCAGGAAGAGACAGGCUUUAAAUGUGAGGAAGCAGGAGCCUGAUUUAAAGCUGGUGCAACCAAUCCCAUUUUAUACGUGGAAGUGUCUUGGUGAAAGCCUUCUGGCUAUGUAUCGUCACCUAACAACCUGUAAACCUCCUCGUCCUAGUUUAGGAAAAAAGGUUGACCUUUCAGACUACAAAGAUGCACUGCAACCUCCUCCUGUUCUCCAGACCUCAUCUCCAAUAAGCAAAUCCACAGAUGCACCCAGCAUCUCGACUCCUACAACACCAACUAUUACAGUACCAGAACCAGUUUCUUCACUUUUCUCUACUACUCCUUCCCUGCCUCCUCAGAAUAUCAAUGAUCCCUGCAAUGCACAAGCAGAUCAGUCAGCAAGUGACAAGAGCAAGAAAGGUGUGAAGAGGAAGAGAGUGUCAGAGGAUGCUGGAGAAACAGCUAAGAGACGCUCUGCCCGUGUCCGUAACACCAGAUGCAAAAAGGAGGAGAGAAUCGAUUUUCAAGAAUUGUUAAUAAAAUUCUUACCUUCCAGGCUACGCAAAUCUGACUCAGAGGAAGAAGAGGAUUCUAUAGGCAACUAUGAGAUGCAAUCAGACCUAAAACAGGCCAAUUUCCAAGUUGGUGAUCAUAUGAUGUCAUUUGAUUCCACUACAUUCAUGGAGUCAGAGAAGCAAGAUGUGCACCAAUUUUUGUUGUAUAAUCUGGAAAAUGGUGGUAUUCUGGAGCUCUUGAUGAGAUAUUUGAAAAUGAUUGCUCAGAAAUUCUUGGUGAAGUGGCCUCCAGGUCUUGCAGAUGUUGUGCUUAAUAUAUACAUUAGUUGGCGAAAGCACAGUAGUGGGCUGCCCAACCCACUUCUCAGGGACUGCAACAACCAGCACAUUCGGGACAUGAUGGUUAUGAGUUUGACUUGCAUGGAGCUUCAGCUGGACCAAUGGCUUCUGUCUAAAGUAAAGAAUGGCACAGCAUCUCCUUGGAAGUUUCCUGCUGGAGUUACUGGAGAAUGCUUUGGAAACGAGUUCUCUGGAUCUCACUUUGUGGAGGAUCAGAUGAUGAUGGGUUUUGCAGCUUCUCAACGUGACCUGUUUCCAGAUGGCUGGCUCAAUUAUGUAGUGAGAGUGUACUGGCUGAAAGCAAGAUUAUUGGCUCUGCAGGGGGACAUGGAACAGGCUUUAGAAAACUUUGACAUCUGCACUGACCUCUUUCAAACUCCAGAAGCUAGAGAAUACAGAUUGAAAACAAAUGAAGGAACUGUGGUAGUAAGACUACCAAACCUGCAUCUAGACUCUACAGUAUCUGUGGAAGAGAUUGAGAAUAGUCUGAAGUCUUUGGAGAGAUGCCAGUCCCUGGAGGAGAUCCAACGAUUACAUGAAUUAGGGGACUAUUCAUCUGUGGUUCGGCUAGUGUGCCCUACAUUGUGUAUGAGUGGUUAUAGCCAGACUAAACACCUUGAUUUCAUGACAUCACCUCCUGAACGGCCUGCCCAACUGCUACUUAUGCAGGAUUCCUUACUGAAACUCUCAGAAUUCAAACAGUGUUUUGAGUGUUCAGAGGUUGCACUGAAUGAAGCAAUUCAACAUAUGAUGAGCCCGACAUCUGGCUCAGCUAAGGAGGAAUGGGUUGCCACAGCAACACAGUUACUCUCGGGGAUCGAUCUGUCUUUAUCAUCUGACAGCAGUAUUUUGCAGAGACCCACACUGACUUCACGUCUUGUGCGUCUCAGCAACAACCUCAUACAGUUAAUAGAUUGCAGUAUGGCUGCACAGGAGGAUACUAAGGAGCCGUCUGUGUCCUCUGUCCUGCCCUGGAUUAUCCUCCAUAGAAUAAUCCAGUACGAAGAGGAUAACUUCCGCUCAAUGUGUCAGCGGCAUGGACAAACAGAUGAUAAGGAAGGAGAUUCAAGCACUCCAAUGCUUCCAUCCUCCCUUAUGCUGCUGAACGCAGCCCAUGAGUACCUGGGCAGAAGAUCAUGGUGCUGUAACUCUGAUGGAGCUCUCCUAAAAUUCUAUGUACGUGUUCUUGUGAAAGAACUGGCAGCGUCCACCAAUGAAGAUGCCCAUCCCUUCAAAGAGGAGCUAGAGACAGCUCUGGAGCAGUGCUUCUAUUGUUUGUAUGGGUAUCCAAGCAAAAAGAGCAAGGCUCGAUAUCUGGAGGAGCAUUCUGUUCAGCAGGUGGAGCUGCUUUGGGAAGAUGCUCUUAUCUUGUUUGAGUACUUUAAACCAAAGACUCUUCCAGAAUUUGAUAGCUACAAAACCAGUACAGUCUCUGCUGAUCUAGCAAACCUGCUAAAGAAGAUGGCCACGAUUAAACCUCUGUCCGAUAAGCCUAAGUUGAGCAUGGACAUUGUCUCUGCUUAUAUUGAUGGCACAAGCAACAAGGUGCCAGCUCUUCCAGAAGGUGCUGAUGAUUCCCCUGCAAUACUGAAUGAGAUAUAUUACCUUCUUGCUGAUUAUCACUUUAAAAACAAGGAGCAAUCCAAAGCUAUAAAAUUCUACAUGCAUGACAUCUGCAUUUGUCCCAACAGAUUUGAUUCCUGGGCUGGCAUGGCCCUAGCAAGAGCAAGCCGUAUCCAGGACAAACUCAAUUCUAAUGAUAUGAAGAAUGAUGGCCCCAUAUGGAAACAUGCCACUGCUGUGCUAAACUGCUUUAAGCGAGCAUUGGAAAUUGACAGCUCUAAUUUGUCCUUGUGGAUUGAGUAUGGCACAAUGUCCUAUACUCUGCACUCUUUUGCUUCCCGUCAGCUCAAACAGUUGAUCAAAGAUGUGCCUCCAGAGCUGGUGGGACAGUUGAAGGAACGUCGGGACAGCAUGCUUGAGACAGCCAAGCAAUGCUUCAUGUCUGCUUCUCGUUGUGAAGGAGAAGGCGAUGAGGAAGAGUGGUUAAUUCAUUAUAUGCUGGGCAAGAUUUGUGAAAAACAGAAAGCAGCUCCAGAGCAGUAUCUGCAACACUACAAACAGGCAGCACAUUACCUGCAUGAGGAAGCAGCUCAUUAUCCUAAGAAGAUCCAUUAUCACAAUCCUCCAGAGCUGGCCAUGGAGGCUUUAGAGGUGUACUUCCGUCUUCAUGCAUCUGUCUUGAAACUGCUGGAGAAACCUGCCCAUGAGCUGGAUCAUAAAAUGUUAUUCACUGUCAUGAAGGAAGCUUCAGAGGGGCCAUUUGCCAAAGGAGAGGAGAAAAAUACACCCAAAGCCAGUGAGAAGGAGAAGCAUAGUGCGUUGGAUGAAGACUCCCACUCUUCAGCUGGGACGAUGCCAGGCCCCGGGAAUUCCAUCCCUUCCUCCUCUGGUCCAGGUCUGACAUCUCCACCUUACACAGCCACUCCGACUGACCACGAUUACAUCAAAUGUAAACCCCCCCGUCAUCAGGCCACACCGGACGAUCGCAGCCAGGACAGCAUGGCAGUUGUGCUGUCGGACUCUAGCUCCACACAGGACACAUUCACGGAACCAGCCAGUUCCCAGGACAGCACCAAGAGACUGUUUUUGGAGAAAAAACCCAAUUACUCUCAUACUGCAAUACAUUACAAAGAUAUACAAUCAAAUAUGGAUGAAAGGGGGAAAACGGAGGAACAGAUGGAACAGGCAGACAACACCAGCUCAGCAGAACAGAGAGUAGGUUCAGAAGUACAGACAUCCCCCACCUGCACUACUCCUGCAAGGGUUCUGUUUGCUCCUGCACCAUUGGGUGACCCUAGGAAAAAGCCUGAAGCUACUGUGGAGGUAUUGGAAUAUCCUCAGAGCCUACCUGAAGAUUCAGAGGGGCGACGUAAAGUCUUAAUUGAGCAAUGCAUCAGUUCCUUCAAGCUUUGUCUCGGCCGCUUUCCCCAGCACUACAAGAGUCUGUACAGGCUAGCCUGCCUGUAUAUUUACAGCAACACACACCAGAACUUCCAGUGGGCCCGAGACGUGUUGCUAGGCAGCAGUAUCCCGUGGCAGCAACUGGAGCACAUGCCAGCACAGGGACUCUUCUGCGAGAGGAACAAGACCAAUUUCUUCAAUGGAAUCUGGCGGAUACCUGUGGAUGAGAUAGAUCGCCCCGGCAGUUUUGCUUCUCAUAUGAGCCGUUCCAUCGUGCUCCUUCUGAACGUUCUGGCCCAACUCAAAGACUCCAACACGCUGCUGAAAAUCUCUUGCAUGCUACAGAGGACCCCCGAUCAGGGGAAGAAGUAUUUGCGGGAUGCGGAUCGGCAGGUUCUGGCAAAGAAAGCUUUCCUUUUCACCGUGAAAGUGUUGGAGGACACACUGAGUGACCUGACUGGGGAUUGCCAGACUUCGGACCCCAGUUCAUUCCUUACAACUUCCAUGACAACAGACGUGUCAGGCCGGCCCACAUCAGAGGACCGGAAAGAUGUACCACCCAGGAAGAACUUGGUUCUGGGAGAAGGGGUGACUGCUGGCCCAGAGAAUGGAGGCAAAGAAACAGUUCAGGGUCCUGCUACUCAGGCCAUGGAAACUGGGGAAGCCAGGAUUGUAAAAGAGCCAUUGAAGGCUCAGUCUUCUGAUCCUAUGGACCAUGAUGGACACUUCUGCAAUGCCGAGAAAUUUGCAGACCUUUUCAGAAAGGACUCCACUAAGGCUCAUAAGGAGAAAGGACCUGAGGGAUCAGAGUUAUCACUAGAAGAUCUUAGCAUCAGUUCAAAGCAUCAUCUGCCUGCAGGAAGCAAGGGCUCUGGACAGCAAACACAGCAAACAGAGGAUGCACCACACCGAGCCAGCCGCAAGAGAAAGCUGCUGGACGACACAGAGGACAGUAAAAACUUACUUCUGGAGGCCUACAGAGUUUGGCAGCAAGGUCAAAAAGUAACAGCAUACGACUUGGCCAAGAUUGAAAAUAUCAUGUGUAAAACGUAUAUGCUAAUAAAACAGGUGGAUGAAGGUGCUGCAUUAGAGCAAGCCAUUAAAUUCUGCCAACUUCAGAUGGGAGCAGCCGCACAGAAGCAGCAACCUUCAGAUACUCCCAGCACUCCAAAGACUACAAAAGAUCCCCGGGAGAUAGCUUUUCCAUUGCCGGCUGUCUCAGUUCAGCUCACUCCCCUCAACCUGUCCUCGUUCUGCUCAGAGAGCCUACUGCGACUUUCUGAGCACCAGGUGAAAGUCCGAUCAGUACCAGCCACCUCAUCAUCUCAGCUUGAAGCCAGCCGAGGAACAGGGACCAAAGUCUGCUCUACCAUGUCGCAAGCCACCCGAAAUGAACAUGUAGAAGACGCAUCAUUUCCUCGUCAGGACACCCGUGUAAGCCAAUCGGCCAAAGCUGUAACCAUCAGCACAGUAUCGGACUCUUCUCAUUGGCUGUCGGACAGGGUCACAAUCUUUGCCAGUACCAGUCACACAGACACAGCCUGCAGUUCCAAACCAUCACCAGAUCCCAGUGUCCAGCCCAAUAAAAUGGAUGCUGCACGAAACAAGCCCCGGAUACCCCCACAUAUGCCAAAGCUCUUCAUUCCCUCUUCCAGUGUCAACAAAUUCCCACCAGAGAUCACAGUCACACCCCCAACACCAACCCUUCUCUCUCCCAAGGGUAGCAUCUCUGAGGAAACCAAACAGAAGCUAAAGUCUGUCAUCCUGUCCUCUCAAUCUGCUGCCAAUGUGAAGAAGGAGACUUUGUGCCAACCAGCUCUAGAGAUCCUGGACACUUCCAGUCAGGAGUCAUCCCUUGAGAGCGACACCGAUGAGGAUGAUGACUACAUGGACAUCUAAGGACUUCACAGUGUUCACUUCUCACCAACUGCCAAAUGAAAAUCCUGCCUAUGACUCCCACCAGAUUGUGCUUGCAUGCUACAGCUCUUGGCAUGUGAAUUGCUUUGCGUCUGCCAGCAGCCAAAUCGCCAUAUUAUAGUGUGCCAGCGCUAUGUGCAGGUCCUCCUGGCCGGCCUGGGAGAAGGGUCAGGGCAUAAAGAACUUGCAGGAGUCUCUCUGGCUUUGCACAGGGCUCUUUGCCUAUUUCAGGCCUGGAAGACCACACAGUAGAUAUUCCUGAACUGUUGCGGACUUGAACUUCAUUUCUGACGAAUAAUAUCAUUCAUAAUGUUGUGUCAGAUCGUUCUGCAGCUCCAAUCUUGGUGCUGAUCUGAGAACUUUUGACUCGGUGGAGUUGCUGAAAAUCACAGGCUAUGUCACCUCCUUUUGAGGUCCAUUUUUAUAAGACAGAAUGUGAUGUUUGUAUUAUAAACACAAAGGUGUAGAUGAAAAGAAAAUUGCGAUAAUGACAGAAUUCCAAGAACUGAUAUAUGUUGCACAGUUUUUUGUAAAAAAAGAAAU
Nanorana parkeri is the source of this 7113-nucleotide messenger RNA. RefSeq names its product calcineurin binding protein 1 (gene CABIN1). Gene Ontology annotation, cellular component: nucleus. Gene Ontology annotation, molecular function: protein binding; nucleosome binding. NCBI's taxonomy places the organism in Eukaryota, Metazoa, Chordata, Amphibia, Anura, Dicroglossidae. Gene Ontology annotation, biological process: chromatin organization. The transcript has 38 exons. The record is from RefSeq and is a predicted model, not a curated record. The coding region runs from base 130 to 6552 and encodes 2140 amino acids.